Molecule: messenger RNA, 954 nt
Organism: Penicillium cataractarum
Lineage: Eukaryota; Fungi; Ascomycota; Eurotiomycetes; Eurotiales; Aspergillaceae
Product: N-acyl homoserine lactonase family protein
Exons: 1
Coding region: 1-954 (317 amino acids)
Source: RefSeq, a predicted model, not a curated record
AUGACUAUUUCUGUCUCCAUCCUGGAAACUGGUACCAUCAGGAUUCGACCUUCCCAUCGCACGCAGCCCGCAACGAAGAAUGUCGGCCUUCGUCGUCUUACCGUCUUCACUGAUCGAGCAUGGACGGAGCCACUUCCGAUCAAUACCUAUUUGAUCUCUCAUCCAGAGGGUUAUAUCCUAUUUGACACUGGUGAAUCUCCUCAAACAAUGCAACCGGGCUAUUUUCCUUCCUGGUCGCCAUUCUUCCAUCUAGCUGUGGAUAUUCAUGUUCGGGAGCACGAAGGCAUACGUGCCCGCCUCAAUCAGCAUGGAAUCUCGCCCUCAGAUCUUCAAGCUGUCGUUAUUUCCCACCUCCACCAUGACCACGGCGAUGGUAUUGCCGACCUUGACGGGGCAGAUAUCUUCGUGAGCCCGGAGCAUUGGGAUGCAUUUAAAUCUCCUUAUCACGCCACAAUGGAGGGAGCAGUGCCUAGUCAAUGGCCGAAAGGGUUCGUGCCAAAGCUUCUAGAGCGGACUGGUGGACCAGUUGGGCCAUGGAAUUCGAGCUACCCUAUCACCAAGGACGGGAAAGUGAUUGCAGUGGAUACUCCUGGGCAUGUUCCUGGUCAUAUUUGCUUGAUUGUUUACGGAGAUGACGCAACGUAUCUGCUUGGCGGAGACUCUACCUACGAUCAGGAUCUUUUGGAUCGCGAGCAGACAGAUGGUGUCAAUGGCAACCCACUACUUGCAGUGGAGUCCUUAAAGAAGAUCAAGAAAUUUGCCAGCCAGGAGCCUAUCGUCAUCUUGCCAGCACACGACCCGGACGCUGCCCAUCGACUGGCACUCAACGAAAUCUACGUGCCAGGAUAUACCGCAGGCACUACUCCCAGAGAGUGCCCUCAAGGACAUAAUUGGCUCUUGAUCUGGCUCUUGGCUCUGGGGACGAUCUUUAUAUAUCGAAUGCGGCGAAGAUGA